UGGCAGUCAAGCGCAACGGAUGCGGAGUCAACACAAACCCGUAGAAGAACGACCAGAACCGGAAAUGUCAACCCAGUGACUUGGAGCUAGUAGCUGUGAUUAUCUUAGCACUUUGAAAACACACGAUGGCUUUCUGAUUGACACACAUUAGCAGUUACGUAAGAUCGACAAAAAAGCAACUGCGAAUAUGACAAAUGUGUACUCCUUCGAUGGCAUCCUGGUGUUCGGGCUGCUCUUCGUCUGCACGUGUGCAUACUUCAAAAAGGUUCCCCGCCUCAACGGCUGGCUGCUGUCGGAGAAGAAAGGAGUGUGGGGAGUUUUCUAUAAAGCUGCAGUCAUCGGGACGCGGCUCCAUGUUGCCGUAGCGCUAUCCUGUCUCAUCAUGGCUUUCUAUUUGAUCUUUCUGAAAUGAUUCAUCAAGACUAGAUUGAAUGCAAGCAGGGGCAGGACCUGGCAGGGUCAUGCCCGACCCUUAAGGGACACUUUGAACGUGGGCUAUUUGACCCAUGACGUCACAUUGCCUGACGGACUUACUUGGGAGCUGGCGCUGCCCUCUUCUGGUGGCCGGGUUGCACACACACCCUUUCCCUCAGCGGAUGAGGUCACCUUGAAUCCAGCCCAUAGUUUCAUGACAGAGGAUUACGGACGAAAGAGGUGGCUGCACCGUGUGAUGUCAUUCUGUUUUCAUCUCCCACGCUUUGUCGUCGAUCACAUACUGUAAUUAUUUAUACUGAAGGUAUGGUAAUAAGAGUUCAAAACACUUUGAAUUUAAUUUUGAUGUUUACAAACAGUAAACAUUUACCGGAAAUCCCUUUUUCCUCAGAUGAAAAAUAAUCAGUUUUUUUUCUUUAUUCUGUAUUUCUUCUUUCAAUGGUGGGUAAAAAUCUUAAUAUAUGAUGUAUUUUAACACUUUUACUUUUUUUUCCAUGUUUUCCCCCAAUAUUUCUGCACCUUUUUUGUGCAUUUGAAGUAGUCUGCACCUUUCUUGGUCUUUCCCAACUCAGCUUAUCUAAUUGCUUAUGAGAUCCUUCCGUGUGUCUGUACUUAUUCAGAGAAUCCAAGUGGUGACAUGCCUACUUGUAAGACCUGGACCAACACGUAUGUUAAAUAUGCCUAAAAAUAGAACUACAUUGCCAUCUAAAAAUGAUAAUGUUUUUAUGGCUGUUUCAUGCUAUCAUUGAAAGAUUAUUUAGGAAGCGGUGCAAUGCAAUUUGGAGUAAAAUGCAAACAAGACAAAGUUGUCUCCAUGUUUGUUUUUAUAAAAGGUCAUUUUUUAAAAGUGCCUAUAAAAGGUUUCCACUGUUUUAUGUGUCAGUGUUGCAUAACCAUUAUUCAGUGGCAAUGAGACAUCAGAAGCAUUAUUAUUAUUCUCAACACUCUUAAGUAAAUAUCUCGAUACCGGCUUAAUUAGUCAUCACAGUUAAUUGCAAAAGUGAAUGUCAAGUGUGAUGAAGCAUUUUUCUUCAAGUCAUUUGCAGUGAUCGUGGACAUCAACUGUUUCUUACUGUCACUGGCCCUAACUAACAGUCACAUUUUUUAUUUCCACUCAACACACUGGAUUUUGUGUUCCACUCUCAAAUAUCAAUAUAUUUUCACUAAUUGAUGGACACAGUUACACUUUAGAUGUUAUGCGCUCAAUAGUACAGUACAAACUUUUAUUUACUGUGACAACCAGCAGGUUAUACACCGCAUCUCGCCUGAAGUCAGUUGGAAUAACUCAUUAACUCACCCAUGGUCUUAAACAGGACAAGCGGUAUCAAAACUUUAUUUAUCACAAUUGAAGAAACAAACAUUUGUGGGAACCUGUUCCAUCUUUAAUGCAAAAUAAAUCAACACAUUGAAAAUCUUAUUUAUGUGAAAAGUUUAUAAGCCAGCAAAACAUCUAUUCAAAUCUAUUUGUGCAUUUUGAAAAUAAAUGUACAGUGUGAAGUUAUAAUGUUAUAUUUACAUUUUCAUGUGGAAAAGUAAACGCUAUGAUCUUAAGUGUAAUCGCUACAUUAUUUUCUUUUUGUACAGAAUAUUUGCUACAUUACAACCCUGGAUUGAGAUUAAG
Molecule: messenger RNA, 2053 nt
Organism: Doryrhamphus excisus (bluestripe pipefish)
Lineage: Eukaryota; Metazoa; Chordata; Actinopteri; Syngnathiformes; Syngnathidae
Gene: tmem167b
Product: transmembrane protein 167B
Source: RefSeq, a predicted model, not a curated record